AUGAUAGCAAACCCUAGAAGAACUUUGAGAUCAACAUUUAAGAGGCGAAUGAGACUGUGGUCUCUGCUUCUGUGCUUUCGGAGUUUGGGAUUGCGGAGAGGGGUUCGAUCUUCGUCGGCGUCUAUAUUUGAUUCUGCUUCUCGCACUUCGUCGCCCACUUCCAGCCAUUUUCAGAUCAAGCAUGGUACUAUUCUUCUUCUUCUCUAUGUGGAUGAUAUGAUCAUCACUGGCGAUGACACAGUGGGUAUCUAUAGUCUCAAACAGUUUCUCAGUCGCCAGUUUGAGAUGAAGGAUUUAGGUCUUCUCAACUAUUUUCUCAGCUUGGAAAUCUCUCACGAUCCGUCUAGUUACUUUCUCUCCCAAGCCAAGUAUACUUCUGAUCUCUUGGCUCGUGUUGGUCUUACCGAUUUCAAGACUGCCUCUACUCCCGUGGAUCUUCAGACUCGUCUCACACUUCUUGAUGGUCACCUGUUGUCUAAUGCUACUUUAUAUCGUCAACUAGUUGGCAGUCUUGUCUAUCUCACAGUUACUCGUCCAGACAUUGCUUAUGUUGUUCAUAUUGUUAGUCAGUUCAUGGCUACUCCUCGCUCUCCGCACUAUGAUGCUCUGGUUUGCAUUUUACGAUAUCUCAAAGGCACUAUGUUUCAUGGUCUUUACUACUCUACUUACUCUUCUCUGCAGUUACAUGCAUUUUCUGAUGCUGUUUAG
Molecule: messenger RNA, 708 nt
Organism: Camellia sinensis
Lineage: Eukaryota; Viridiplantae; Streptophyta; Magnoliopsida; Ericales; Theaceae
Source: RefSeq, a predicted model, not a curated record